CUGAAGACAGUCUAUGCCCGAAACAGUGGUCCCGAAGUGUGAGAGUGAAUCUGCAAACUUUCUCAGCACCCCCACUUGCAGAGAGGAAAGAGGAUGGCACCUAAGAGAAGGGCAACAUCAAGCACCAAAGCUGGAGGGAAGAAGGUAAAGGAGGAGCCUGAAGCUCCACCAAAGGACAAGUUCACCUCUGCCAAAGAGGCCCUGAAGGCAACAGGAUCGGUGGUGAAGGCCAUGAGGAACCCUGACAGCUUCUGUCAUCUAUCAAAUGCUGAGGUUCAUGAAGAUUACGACUGCAUGCUAAACCAAACUAACAUAGGAAACAACAACAACAAAUUCUAUGUAACCCAAGUCUUAGUGUCUGGAGGGAAGUACUAUUGCUGGACAAGAUGGGGCAGAGUGGGAGAGUCAGGCCAAAACAAUUUAGCUGGUCCAUCUACCGCUGAUGCAGCCGUUAAGUGUUUCGAAAAGAAAUUCAAAGAUAAGACCAAGAAUAACUGGAGCGAUCGAGAAAACUUUGUCUCGCAUUCUGGGAAGUACACAUUGAUAGAGGUAGAUGGGGACCAGGAUGCAGAAGUGAAGGUGGAUACUGUAGACGGUGGAGAUGUGAAGGUGAAAAGCGAACAACACGUUCUGCCUUGUGCGUUGGAUGAGGCAACUCAAAGGCUCAUCCGAUUCAUCUUCGACAAUGACAUGUUCAAAGAAGCCAUGUCCAGCAUGAACCUGGACAUUAAGAAGAUGCCUUUGGGGAAACUCAGCAAGCAGCAGAUAGCCAAAGGCUUUGAGGCUUUGGAGGAGAUUGAAGCCGCAAUAAAGAAGGGGGAACGGAACAAGUUAGAAGAACUCACCAACAAAUUCUUCACCAUUAUUCCUCAUAACUUUGGCCGCAACAGACCCCCUAUCAUCUCUGAUGAUUCUGUUCUUCAGGGAAAGAAGGAGAUGCUUUUGGUUCUUGCAGACAUCGAGGUUGCCCAGAGUCUUAAAGCUGAAUCUGAGAAAGCCACAGAAGAAAUGAAGGAUGUGGUGCCUCAUCCAGUUGACCAAAAUUUCCAGUCUCUGAAAUGCAAGCUAAGUUUGCUGGAUAAGAAAUCAAAGGAAUAUAAGAUAAUUGAGAAGUACUUGAAUGCCACUGGACGCGAAGGACUCACUUUAGUGGACGUCUGGGAAGUUGACAGAGAUACAGAGGCUGAGCGCUUCAGGGAAAAUGAUGCAUUGGAGAACCGGAAGCUGCUUUGGCAUGGAACAAGCGUGGCUGUGGUUGCAGCCAUUCUGAAGGGUGGACUUCGUAUUAUGCCCCAUUCUGGUGGACGUGUGGGCAGGGGAAUCUAUUUUGCCUCUGAAAACAACAAAUCUGCUAGCUAUGUGCAUCCAUCCAACAACAUCGGCAUCAUGUUUCUAAAUGAAGUUGCUUUGGGAAAAGAGUACACCAUUACGCAGGAUGAUUCCAGUUUAAGGAAGCCCCCCGCUGGCUAUGACAGCGUAAUUGCACGCGGAAGCCAAGAACCAGAUCCCUCGAAAAAUGUCUUCAUUGAGUUUGAUGGUAAAAAGGUGGCAGUUCCUCAGGGGAAAGCCGUAAAACAGCAGCAGUACGAAGGAAGUUCCUUCUAUAACAGUGAGUAUCUCAUCUACAAGGAAAGCCAGUGUCGCAUCCGAUACCUCCUGGAGUUGAACUUCAAUUAUUACUAGAGCUGAUUUGAAAACAUGGAACUGUAUCUACAUAUAUAGCUUCUUAUAAAUGGCACUUCUGGUAUGUGGUUUCAUGUUCACAUACUGUAUAAAGCAUUGAAUGUUUGAGUUAAUUAGUUGUAAUGUCUGAGAAAUAUUUGAUUAUUACAUUACAUCUUUUUCAUGUACUGUAAACUUUGGUUGGUACAGCCUUACGGUAUGUU
Molecule: messenger RNA, 1886 nt
Organism: Rhinichthys klamathensis goyatoka
Lineage: Eukaryota; Metazoa; Chordata; Actinopteri; Cypriniformes; Leuciscidae
Gene: parp3
Product: poly (ADP-ribose) polymerase family, member 3
Exons: 11
Coding region: 94-1683 (529 amino acids)
Cellular component (GO): site of double-strand break
Molecular function (GO): NAD+ poly-ADP-ribosyltransferase activity
Source: RefSeq, a predicted model, not a curated record